Rattus norvegicus (Norway rat) is the source of this 3859-nucleotide messenger RNA. RefSeq names its product nuclear receptor interacting protein 3 (gene Nrip3). Gene Ontology annotation, biological process: proteolysis. The record is from RefSeq and is marked provisional. Gene Ontology annotation, molecular function: aspartic-type endopeptidase activity. NCBI's taxonomy places the organism in Eukaryota, Metazoa, Chordata, Mammalia, Rodentia, Muridae.
AGGUGUCCAGGAGCUCGAGGUUGAGGGCUCUCCGGAGGGACGGACACCCGGCGGCCCGGCCGCGGACGUCUCAGCGAUGUUUUACUCAGGGCUCCUCACCGAGGGCGGCCGCAAGGAGACAGACAUGCGGGAAGCGGCGUCCCUGCGGCAGCAGCGCCGGAUGAAGCAGGCGGUGCAGUUCAUCCACAAAGACUCAGCCGAUCUGCUGCCCCUGGACGGCCUCAAAAAGCUGGGCUCGUCCAAGGACACGCAACCUCAUAACAUUCUGCAGAGGCGCCUCAUGGAAACCAACCUGUCUAAGCUCCGGAGCAGCCGUGUCCCUUGGGCCUCCAAGACCAACAAAUUCAGUCAGACUAAGUCUGAAGGGCUAAAGAAGUGUGACGAUGAUGACAUGAUUUUAGUGUCUUGCCAGUGUGCUGGGAGGGAUGUGAAAGCUUUGGUUGACACUGGCUGCCAACAUAAUCUCAUCUCCUCGGCCUGUGUGGACAGAUUGGGACUAAGGGACCAUGUCAAAUCCCAUAAGCACGAAGGAGAAAAGCUUUCUCUACCCCGGCAUCUCAAAGUAGUAGGCCAGAUUGAGCACCUACUGAUUACAGUGGGCUCUCUCCGCCUGGAUUGCCCAGCAGCUGUGGUUGAUGACAAUGAAAAAAGCUUGUCACUUGGUCUCCAGACUCUUCGAUCCCUGAAGUGUAUCAUAAACUUGGACAAGCACCGGCUGAUGGUGGGGAAGACAGACAAAGAAGAAAUUCCUUUUGUGGAGACAGUUUCUGUGAAUGAUGACAACACCUCAGAAGCAUAACUGCAGCCUGAAGCAUGUGUGCACGUGCACUCACACCAGGUUGACAGAUGAGACAACUGGGUUCGAACCAAAUACAGUAGCAACUUGCUAUGGACCAAGUCCUUCCCUCCAGUACAUCCUGCAGGGGCUUCUUCCCACUCAGACCUUUCUAGACUAUAGUCUGUGCUUAGAGAUCUUGUCUGGUUAAUGGCUUAAUGGUUAAACAGACAUUGUUUUUUUACUUCUUUGAAUAUUUAAUUUAUAGACUUUUUUUGACACUGCCAGGUCUUAUUUGUGGCCUAUUCCUCUGCUUCUUCCAAGAAUUUGCUUUUUAUUAAUCCAGUGUAGGGGCUGCCAUGUUCUAUUUCUCCACAGAAAACACUUGCUUUUUUAAAAUAUUAAAGUAUAUAGUAAAUAGGAGCUUCCUUUCAGCUGUUUCAAAGAGGUGUAAAAACAUAUCUUGAUGUUAGAGUCUCUUUUGAAGUAAUUGAUUUUUCCAGGGUGAGCUGAUUUGAAAGAUGUUUCAGAGAGAUCAUCUGGUCCAGACAUUUAAUUUAAACACAAAGACAGGCAAAUGAAUUGUCUAAAUUCACGUAUUGUCAGUGGUAGAAGACAGCCAGAAUCUGGGCCUGAUUCCAAACCAAGGCUCUUAUGCUGCUUCAUUUGUUUCCCAGUCUUAAGAGGAAGGCAGGAAGGUUAAAAUGCAAAAAAGGAGGGGUAUUGGCGGCGGCUUAGUGGUGGAGUGCUUGUCUAAUGUGCACACGGUCCUGGGUUCACUCACAGCACUAGAGAUGAGAGAUGGCUGCUGAUUAAGAGUGCUUGCUGCGUAAACAUGGAGACUGCCAUUUGGAUCCCAGCACCCAAACAAAAGCUAGGCAUAGUCACACACACACACCUGAGACCCUAGAACCAACAGGAUAGCCAAUGGAACUGUCUAGCUACCACUAACCAAAAGAGGGUGGGGGAGGGGAGAAAAAGGAGGGGGUGUCUCCAGAGUUCUUGCCUCAAAAGAACCAAGUAUGGGAGAGGAAUAGAGGACACCCACGUGUUCCUCUGACCUCUGUGAGCAUGCAUAGGUGCACAGCUCCAUGCUCUCAUACAAAUUCCUACGCUUACUCAGACACACAUGGACACACAGCACAGGAGAAAAGUGAGAAGUGACAAAAACAGGCUAUGAAGAUGAGAUAGUCUCUCACAGUGAACAAGAGAAGAAAGAAAACACAGAUAGGAAGGGAUAUUAUUAGUUCCUGAGAUACCAUUGAUAAUGUAAUUGUCACUAUGGGAUGUUGAUUACCCCUAAGAACCAGUCAGAAUUUCUGUCUGUCUUGUUACAUGUCACAAAGAUUCAAGUAGCUGGAAGUGGAGACAGGGAAAGGAAAAAUUAAAAACCAAAGUAGGCCAGAAUAGGAGGAGGUGAUAGUCCUCUGGGUGGGAAAGCUGACCUGGGAGACUUUCCUGGGAUUGAAAUGGGGAGUGAAACCUCCGGGCAGGGAAGUGAGGAUGGGCAAGCCCUCAGUACAAGGAAAGAAGAAAGCUAGCUGACAGCAUUAAGAGCCAGUAACAGCUGGCUGUGGCAUGUGCCUUUAAUACCAGCACCCAGAAGACAGAGGCAGAGAGAGGUGGGCAGAUAUGCGUAUGAGACCAGCUUGGUCUACAUAUUCAGUUCCAGGUCAGUCAGGGAUAGUCUUAAGAGACAAAGAUAAAAAUAAACAAAUGAGAAUAACCUUUAUAACUGCUUUUUUUUUUUUUUUUGCUAUUGUGUCAUCUCAGACACAGAGGUGCCUGCAAUGGAAUCUUCUCUUCAUUUCGGUUAUAGAAAUAUUUGACUAAGUCAGAAAAAUAGCUAAGUAUAAGUAAUCCUUCAAGAUUACCCUUGGCUCAGAGCAGUUUGAGAACUUCGAAUCUUGUCUUUCCUAGUGUCCCAACCUUCAGCCUGGCCAUGAGAGCCCCCUUAUGUGGGAGGAACACGCUCCUUCCCUGAGGCCCCUGCACUUUCGAUCAUUACAGCAUCACAUCCGCCAGCUCUUCUCUUAGGACAGACUGGAGAUGUCACCCUCAUUUCCCUACUUGAGAGCUCUACCUCAAGCCUGGACUCUUGGUUGCAAAGGAAGCAAACUACUGGCUCCUUCUAGUGUCUCUGGAUUUCCUGAGGGCCAGUAAGGUCAGGAAUUCUCAGGUUCUUGAAAGAGGCACUGAUUUGGCCCUUUGCAGCUCAGCACUGUAUGGCACCAGCGUGAACAGAUGGCCUUUACUCUUCCUUCUUGUCUCUGGAAAUCAUCAGUCAGUUGUUUUCUAGGAAUAGAAACAACGGGUGAACUGGACUCCGUGUCAUAGUUCACUCAGUUCAUUCACAACAUCUGAGUUUUCUAACCGAAUUAUUUUAAUGCCUAGGCAUAAUAGAGAUACCAUAAUAGAGAUAAUUAUAGGAAGUCUUGGGUUUAUUAGUGCUUUUUUGUUUUGUUUUUGAGACAGGAUCUUAUUAUGUAGGCUAGGCUGGCCUGAAACUCAGUAUGUAGAUGAGGCUAGCUUUGAACUCACAGAAAUCCACCUGCCUCUGCCUGGUCACUGAUGCUUCUUAAAUGCUGCCAAGUUUAUUACUCUUGCUUUUGGGGGGCUGGCGAAGUAAGGUCAGUAAGUUUUUCAUAGUUAGAAAAUGGUACUUUUUCUUAGGUGUAAGAAAGUGUCUACAUCAUGGUUCUGAGUCCCUGGGAAGGAGUAGCAGACCUGGCUCAUUCCUUAAUAGACACCACAUCCAGGAAGUUGAAGACAAUUGUUUGGUAUCUCUAUGUUCCAUUUGAGGAAGGGAUGGAUACCUUCUGACUUCCCUUUUUUCUUGCUCUGCACACAGCCCACUAGUAUGGUUUUCUGUUCUUAGCUCAGAGUAUCUAUAGACUGGAUUACUAGCUGCCCUUACUUUUGUGUAGUAGAAAUACCGUUCAGGCUGGGGACUUGGAGGAGAUGAACUGGCUCCCUCCUCCUGUUGCCAGGUCCCUGCAGUAGCACUUUAUCUGCUCAGGACUCUGGCUGUACUGGGCACAUCUGUGACACUGAUGUAUUAAUAAAGUGGGAUUGUUCUCCGUG